AUGUUGAGGGCUGAGAUGAGCUUUGCAACGGUGAGUAAUUUGGGUUCCCUCAUUAACUUGAAGAAAUUCCAUGGGAGAACUGCUGCGGCGUUUCAGUCCUCAAGUGGGAAAUGGAGGUUUGGUGUGAAUUUCAAUUGUCGGGAGUCGCAGCCUUGCCGCCGGAGGAAAAGGUUGCUGUGCAAGAGUGAAGUUGAUGAUUUCGAGGAGAGGACGAGUCCGCAUGAGAUUGCUGAGCUUUUUGAGUGCACGUCAUGGACAGGGGCUGGUCCAGGUCUAAUGGAUGCUGCUACUAAGGGCGCAUUGCAAGCAGGAAAGCCUGUUGCUGGAUUUAAGAUCGACAAAUGGCAGGUUCUUCUCAGCCAGAAAACACGGCUGGCAGAUGCUGCAGUGAGGAACAAGGCUACUGAUCGGACUGCUGUGGUUGCUCUCCCUGGUGGGAUCGGUACUCUAGACGAGAUGUUUGAGAUAUUAGCAUUGAUUCAGCUGGAAAGGAUUGGGUCAGAGCUUCCGGUACCCUUCAUCGUGAUGAACUAUGACUCGUUUUACAAAAAGCUGUUGGAGUUUCUAGAUGAUUGUGAGUACUGGGGCACUGUUUCGAGAGGUGAGGUUGCGUCGCUGUGGAAGAUAUGCGAGAACAACUCGGAAGCUCUAGCUUACUUGGCUGAUUUCUACCAUCUAUCUCCCUUGGACUGACUGAGAAAGGGAAUUAACCGUGUGCUCAGAAGUGCCACUUUACUUUUGAGUCAUCUUUGGCUAGUCCCAGGAAGUACCUAUUCUUUUUUUUUG
Linum tenue is the source of this 786-nucleotide messenger RNA. Lineage: Eukaryota; Viridiplantae; Streptophyta; Magnoliopsida; Malpighiales; Linaceae. The record is from the annotation of a GenBank genome assembly.